UGGGCUGCCAGAGAAGCCGGAAGUGGGCGAUGGAGGCUGAUGGAGUGAAGCUCUAUGAGGCCAAGGAGGGGUCCUUCUCGGAAAGCAACCGGACGGCGGCCUUUCAAGAAGUUGAAAUGUGAAAAGUGGAGUCCGGAAACGGUGGAGGCAGAAGAAGGCGGCAACGACAACCGUGGGCUUUGCUUGGGAGAGUCGGUAGGCAAGUCCUCCCUGGAAAUGGCCGACGAAAUACCGGUGGAGCAAGCGGUCCUCUGCAUGCAACCCUUCACGCCGGACGCCGACGGGUCUUUUCCGAAGAGCGAUGGCGAAGCUCUCUUUGGAACUGGGGUUCAGAAUGUGGAGGAGGAAGAGGAGGAGGAGGAGGAGGAAGAAGAGGAAGGAGGAGAAAGAAACGGAGCGGGGUGGUCGGACGAGUCGGAGAUGGAGCCGGAAGAGACCGAGAACCCGGCGCUCGAGUUCGACAACAGCGUAUUCUUGAACGAGGACAGCAACCAGCCGCUGCCGGUGGACCGGUUCUUUGGAAGCGUGGCCUUCAUGCAGGACCCUCCGCCGCCUCCGCCUCCUUUGAGGCCCGUCCCGAGCAGGAGAGAGUUCCGGAAGGCCCACUUCGUAGCCAAAGACGAUGACGACGAUGAGGAAGAAGAGGAGGAGGUCAUUUGAGAACAGCGAGGACGUCCAUACUGCCUAUUUCUUGUCUUGACAGCAUCUUCUCCAAGGGAUCUUCUUCCUUGGCGAGGUCCUGACCCAAGAGAGAGCGCCACUUGGGAGGAAAGAGAUCCCAUUUGUGAAGCCGAAAAGAGAAAAGACUCUGCAGUUUUCCCGAUGGACGGGAGAGGUUUCCCAAAGGAAAGUGCUCAAAUUUGCAAAUGAAAGGGCUACGAAACCUGACCUUAAGUGCCCGAAACAAGGCGCACACCAUUUUCAGACCGAUCAUUGCAAAUCUUUUGGUAUUUUGAACCGGAUUUCCGCUGCCGAGACGCUUCCGUCCCCAUGGCAUUUGCCGUAUAUAUGUUGUGCUCCUUUGGGGUGAGGAGGGCAGAAUAGAAAUGACUUUAAUUAAUCAAUGAAUAUAAAUCAGUGGAAGGAACGGCAUCCUAAGCACAGUGUUCCCAACAAUAAAGUGAUUCCGUCAAUCCAA
Anolis sagrei ordinatus is the source of this 1138-nucleotide messenger RNA. RefSeq names its product chromosome 13 C1orf174 homolog (gene C13H1orf174). The record is from RefSeq and is a predicted model, not a curated record. Lineage: Eukaryota; Metazoa; Chordata; Lepidosauria; Squamata; Anolidae.